AUGGAAUCAAUCAAAAUGAAUAAUGGUCAUUCUAUUCCAAUUGUUGGUCUUGGGACAUGGAAUAGUUAUCCAGGGCAAGUUGGAGCGGCUGUGAAAAAAGCCCUAGAAGUUGGUUAUCGACAUGUGGAUUGUGCUCAUGUUUAUGGAAAUGAAGCAGAGAUCGGUGAAGCAUUGGAAGAUGCAUUACAUAGUCUGAAAUUAAAGCGGGAGGAUAUUUUUGUUACUUCAAAGCUAUGGACUACUCACCUUCGAUCUGAAAAUGUUAGGAAAGCCUGUGAAGUGACUUUGAAGAAUUUACGUCUGAAGUAUCUUGACUUAUACUUGAUUCACUGGCCUGUUGCAUUUCAAUAUAGUGAAUCUCUUUUUCCGACUGAUUCGAAUGGAAAGCUGCGUUUAGACAACGUGCCACAUGAAGAAACUUGGAAGGAAAUGGAAAAACUCGUUGAUGAUGGUUUAGUCAAAUCGAUUGGUGUAUCCAACUUCAAUAAACGACAAAUUGAAAAUAUUCUCAAACAUUGUCGUAUUAAACCAGCGAAUUUACAAGUGGAGAUUCAUGCUAAUUUUCCUAAUACAAAAUUAGUUGAAUAUGCUGAAUCGGUUGGUUUAACUGUGACUGCUUAUGCUCCACUUGGUUCACCUGAUGCUUCACCGGGGAGAGUUGAUCUACUUACAGAACCUAGGGUUUUAGACAUUGCUAAGCAUCAUGGUAAAACACCAGCUCAAGUUCUGUUGCGUUAUUUAAUCCAACGAAAUUUGAUAGUAAUUCCGAAAUCUGUUACACCGAAGAGAAUCGAAGAAAACUUUCAGGUGAUGGAUUUUCAAUUGUCAAAAGAGGAAAUGCAUGAUUUACACACGAAAGGAUUAAAUGAGCGUCAGUUGGAAGUUUCGCCAAUGGCCGCUCAUCCUGAAUAUCCAUUCAAAGACGAGUAUUGA
This is a messenger RNA of Schistosoma turkestanicum, 933 nucleotides long. Lineage: Eukaryota; Metazoa; Platyhelminthes; Trematoda; Strigeidida; Schistosomatidae. The record is from the annotation of a GenBank genome assembly.